AUGAGGCCAAUCAAUAGCGCUGAGCACAGGAAAGCAAGACACUACCAAUUACCAAAGCAUAGGCGCAGUGACAUGAAAAAAACACGGGAAAAACAGGCAGGAGGCGGCGGUGCAUACCUGACGGCUGGAUCGGCCGAGCGCGUCAUAUGGAAUGAAAGAAGGGAGCAGAAAUCCAGAAGCCGGCUGGCGAAGGCGAACGGAGAAGAGGAAGGAAGACGGGCCCGCAUCCAUGGACGCGACGGAGGCACACACCUACGCAGCAACCUCGACGGCAAUGGCGUCGCCGCGGCACGAGAGGCGGAGCUGUGGAAGCAGGAGAAGGAAGGGGAGCAAGAAAAGGAGACGGAUGCACUUAAGGCGCAGGUCGACGGAUGCGGCGAGGCUGGUGCGAGCGCGAGCUCCGACGCAGCGGCGCGGCGCGGCGCGUGGAGACGCGCGCCUUCCAGGUCGGGCGAUGACGGCUCCGAGGCUGAACGGGUCGAACCACUGAGACUGGGCCAGAGCAGACCUGGGCCCAUGAAUCAUGAGAGCGGUGGUCGGCAGCCCCGUGGAGAUGGUGGACGAGAUCGUCCUCGUCGGCGGCAGCGCGCGGAUCCCCAGGCUCCGGCAGAUCGUCCAGGACUACAUGGGUGGCAGGGAGCCCAACAGCCGCAAGGGAGUGGAGGCAGAGGAGGCCAUCGUCCAUGGCACUGCAAUUCUCUCCCGUCCUGA
Miscanthus lutarioriparius is the source of this 711-nucleotide messenger RNA. NCBI's taxonomy places the organism in Eukaryota, Viridiplantae, Streptophyta, Magnoliopsida, Poales, Poaceae. The record is from the annotation of a GenBank genome assembly.